AUGUACAACUGGUCCCAUCAGUUACUAAGGGUCUGGAAUCAGCGCGAACUUCUGGCAUACAAACUCCAUCAAAUUGGUAAAUUGACAAUGCCCACGAAGCCAAGUGCUCAGGAUGGCCUUAAGCCAGCCAAUGCGGUCAAGUGGUUGCAAACGGCUUUCUCUAUGGCUGAUCAAUUGGACGAUACAGCGGGUUCGGGGGUUGCGGAACUCAAGAUAUCUCUAUUACGCACGGUGGCUAGGGCAUAUUUUGUAUCGGAAUCCUACGAUCGUGCAGAGGCUGUUCUAAACGAGCUCCUGCCAACCAUAGACACAUCUACAAAUCACGCAAGUUCCAAAUAUCAAGAACUACGGUGGCUGAGGUUGGCUGUUUUGAAAAGGAGGAAAGCUGGCGAUCCCGCUCUCCUUGAUGGUAUUCCAGAUACUUCUAUGUGA
This is a messenger RNA of Laccaria bicolor S238N-H82, 432 nucleotides long. RefSeq lists its product as uncharacterized. NCBI's taxonomy places the organism in Eukaryota, Fungi, Basidiomycota, Agaricomycetes, Agaricales, Hydnangiaceae. The coding region runs from base 1 to 432 and encodes 143 amino acids. Gene Ontology annotation, biological process: meiotic cell cycle. The record is from RefSeq and is a predicted model, not a curated record. The transcript has 4 exons.